CCACUUGACGGGCCAGGCUUCACGACGUCGUAACCACUUGACGGGCCAGGCUUCACGACGUCGUAACCACUUGACGGGCCAGGCUUCACGACGUCGUAACCACUUGACGGGCCAGGCUUCACGACGACCUAGCAAAUUUUAAGUCAGGUUUUAUAAUUAAAAAUACAUUUUAAACGUACUUUGUCCGAAGUCUUCAUCUUGUCCGAUUCUGACUCUAGAGGCUACUUAAAUGCAGCAUGAAACGAAAAACUGUGUUACACAGGAUCAAAGGAUUUUUGGAAGGUUUCGGCGCACCGCCAAGGCUGUGUAUCAUGUUCUACUAUUAGCCAUUCGAACACAAAAGUCCCUACAAGCAGAAGUUGCCAAUGAAACUUGGUAUAAAAAGGUGGACAACUGGCAAAAUGGCGACACCAGUCGUUUGGCGCCCAAAUGUGUCUCUUCAAAAUCCGAAAGAGAAGAUGAUGUAUUCGACUUAUCUCAGUUUAAACAUGCAUUUAGCAUUCAGACAAUGGAAGUAGGAGAUAUAACAUCAAUAUUGCCAGAAUCUCGAUCCAGCCUUCAGAUCUCAAGGAUCUCGAGGUACAUGUCAAGUAACUUUGUUGACUUCAAGGCCUAUUCACUCUCGAAGCAACGACAAAUAAGUAAAGCUGUGAUAUACUGUAGGUAUCAACCGGACAGGAUAAUAAUAAAAAAGGGGAACUUUUCCAAUGGGCUUUAUUUUCUACUAUCGGGUUCAUUAGCUGAGAAGCAUGAAUUGAAAAGAAAACACAACGAUAUUUUACCAGGAUCUAUAGUUGGGAUAAACGAUCUGCUGUGUAGUUGCCGAAGACAGAGCACAGUGGUAACACUGGCGGAAUCUCAACUUUUAUAUCUUCCUAGAAAGGAUUGCAAGCGUAUAUUUGAUCUCAAUGAGGAUUCCAGUGAUAUCAAACAUUUGGAGAUAGCUAAACAACAUAAAGUGAUCCAUCAAUUUCCUGUCCAUGUCUUAGAGGAAAAUAAAGCAAUGUGGACAGUCAUGAGAUACAGGUAUGGUUGCCUAAUUUCUAAGGAUUCUAAUAAGAUGGACUGGAUUUACAUAAUCAAGUCAGGUGAAGCCCGAGUGCUAAAAUAUAUGGAAUUUAAAAAAAUAAAAGAAUCCGAGAGACAAAGGAAGUUUCAAGCAAUCUUAAAUGCCGAAUCCCCUUUUUACAAUAGACAUAAGAUAUUGGACUUUGUUACUAACAGGGAGUACAUUCCGUCUGUGUACGGACAAAGAAAAUCUUCACCAAAUGCCACUGCGAUUCAACCAGCUACAGCAUCUAUUUUAAGCCAUCUCUCUCAGAAGCCAGUUACUUGUAAAGAAAGCCCACCAACUCGAAGUGAUAACCUGAAUACAUCGAAUGCAUCACAUAAUGAUUGUAAGAAAAACCAAAAAAGGCAGGAAAAUGCACCUAUUUUUGUACAACUUGGGACCCUUACCAAAGGAGACGCUUUUGGACUUAGAGCUUGCUUAGAACCUGAAGAGCACGGGCCAUCAGUAAGUCUUGUUAGUGGUGAUUGUGAGCUGCUACAAAUUAACAAAAAGUUCUUUAAGAAACACUGUGAUGAAUCUGUGAAAAGCCUCAUCAGAUUAGAGGACAAGCCUUACCCAAGUGACGAUGACCUGGUCGAUAAACAUAUAAUAAGUAUGCAAUGGGAGAACUAUAAAGAAAAGACGACAUGGGAAUUGCAUCGAUUGAAGAAAAGAUUUUAAAACAACCAUUUUAUCCCUACUUCUCAUCCUGAAGGUUUUCAUUUUCACAGACAAGGCCGCAUUGAAAGAAGAAGUGGACUGCAGAAUACAUAUAGUAUAUACAUAUUUAUAAUCAUAACAACACAAUGUACACAGUAGCGUACGCAGGGGGGGGGGGGGGAGCAGGGGGAGCGGCCGCUCCCCCUCUGGCCAUUUUCAGCAAAGUGGCGCCUUUUUGGAAACUUUUUAAACCCAAAGUUUUAAACAAUGAUAUUAAUUAAAAAAUAUUUUUGGUCGGCACAUCUAUGUAAAUCACAAGAUUUCUUUUCAUGCAGCAAUUAAGCAUUAUUGUACUAGUCUAGUAAUGUCUACGUUUACAACACGUAUUAACAGCUGCAUCAGUUUGCCAUUCUAAAAAUAGCCAUUACGAUGCAUUGCAAUGUUUAAAAAACCUCUACGGGUAGUACCACUUGGCAAGAGGGGUGUUAAGUUUAAGGCAACUGUAUAAUGUAUUUGCUUACGAAUAAUUGAAUUAGAAAAUGUUAUACAUAAAACUUCACACAUAAUUACUCUAUAUAUACAGUUUGAAUCGUGUGAUUAAUUAAAAAAAAAAUUACAAUACAGAAACAAAUACAACUGAUGUGGCACCUCUAUUAAAAUUUACUUAUGAGCAAACUGCGUAGUGGUGGGGAAAUUUUGACAAGGUCAAAAACGUCAUCACGAUGAAGUAGUAGUAUUCUUACAGUUUGGGCGAUAGUGAUUACGAUUACAAAUUAUAUGAAACAGUUACAACCCCCCCCCCCCAACCCACCCCGAACUUAUCUGUUAAGUACAUGUAGAAAAACGCGUAAUGAUGUACCAAAGUACCAUGCCGCCAGAAAAUUAGCUUUUUAAACGUAAAACUCUGUGAAUAUUGUUUUUGCAAUUAACAUUAAAAUGUGUGUGAUCAAUACAGUGAUCUACCAUACCUAUCACUAUGUUAAAAAAAUGAUCCUUAUAGAACACAAAGAAGCAGUAGUUCAUUAAAAGUAUGCGAUCUGUACUAAAAGACCGAUAUUUAGUUAAAUGUAGGCUGUUAAUACGAAUGUUUAAAUAUUUUAUUGAAAAGCGUGGUUUUAUACCAACUCUGAUUUUAAAAACUUUCAUUAUGCUGUAAUACUUUAGCAUUUAUGAGGACGGUAUAUUAAAUUCUGAUUAUAGACAAAAACAUUUUGUAAACACGAAUAGUGUUAAACAAUUUCAUUAUAUUCUAAAGUAAUUAUUUAUUUGUUUUGAUAUUUAUAAUUAAAUGCGUAGAUAUAUACAUAUUUAUAUUAAGAGAGUGAUUAUUUCCCCUAUUUCACUUGUCUUAAAUAAUUUCCCCAGGGAUUAUUAUGUAAGAAAUUUUUUUACAAGAAUUACAAAACAGAUUGUGUUACGUUCAUUGUUUUUGGUUGUAGUGUGUGUGUGUGUGUGUGUGUUUUUGUUUUUUCUUUAGAUUGAUACAAUUUUUGUUUUG
This is a messenger RNA of Physella acuta, 3209 nucleotides long. RefSeq lists its product as uncharacterized. The record is from RefSeq and is a predicted model, not a curated record. NCBI's taxonomy places the organism in Eukaryota, Metazoa, Mollusca, Gastropoda, Physidae.